This is a messenger RNA of Platichthys flesus (European flounder), 4588 nucleotides long. RefSeq names its product muscular LMNA-interacting protein (gene mlip). Lineage: Eukaryota; Metazoa; Chordata; Actinopteri; Pleuronectiformes; Pleuronectidae. Gene Ontology annotation, cellular component: sarcolemma; nuclear envelope; PML body. The transcript is spliced from 12 exons. The record is from RefSeq and is a predicted model, not a curated record. Gene Ontology annotation, biological process: negative regulation of transcription by RNA polymerase II. Bases 162 to 2804 code for a protein of 880 amino acids. Gene Ontology annotation, molecular function: transcription corepressor activity; lamin binding.
ACACCGACAGUGAUGCACUUUGAACUUCAGAAGUCGGGCUGAAAACUGCGCACCUUGCUCACCGAGUCUGCCUGGACCACCGGUGGAAGUCUUGGGGGAAGUUUUUCUCUGAAGCCUGGACAUGUACAGCUCAUGUGGAUUGAGAAGAGUUUGAAGAAGAAAUGGACAGUUUGAGUCUGGAGAAGGUUUCAAUAGGAGUGCCAUCUGGGCCGUCUAUUUUCACAUUUGUGCCAUUGGUGCAGAAAUUACCAUUUGAAAGCCUUAUUACUGAGGAGGACGGAUCUGGAGCAGGAACAGGAAAAACAAAUAAGAUCGCUGCCGAGUCCCAUGAGAGGACGAGCGGAGAGCCCAUGUUGGAAGGGAUUACUUUCAAAGGAGAGAUUGUCUUUAUCAAGGACGCCGUGGCGGGAGGAGCAGGAAGCCAAAUCCCAGCGGAGACAGAACUUAGAUUGAAGUCGUCAGAGGAUCACAUGAGCUGGUCUCACACCAAAGCCUCUCCCUCCGUCAGCGCCCAGCCUGAAAAUACACCAGACCACACCGCCGCCGUGACAGCAUCUAUGGAAACAGCUGUUGAUAAACACAGGGCCGUUUCCCAGCGGCAGUGUCACGAUACUUCUGGACGCGCUGAGGUUAGCUCGGGUUGCUUUGCAAAUAGCAGGUUAGAGGAGAGGAUGAGCCCCACAUGCUCCGCAGACCUGUUCCCCACCCUGGCUUUGUCCAGAGAGUCCCUUCUCUCAGACAUCUCGGACAAAGACCGAUACUGGUCUUUCACCCAGGCCUCCUCUGUGACCUCCCCAGUCUCUUUCAGCCGCACUGUUUCCCCCUGCUCGUCUGUCCGCUCCGGCAUGUUCACGCCCUCUGUCACCCAGAUCAAGAGGCACUUUCUCGCUUCCGGCUCUAGUCUGGCUCAGAAUCCUCAAACCUGUUUUUCAUCCUGUGAGAGCCUGUUCUCCUCAAUCUGUCCCCAGUCCCCUCCUCCUCGGCACCGGCCUCCUCUCACCAGACUCUCCCUUCUCACGGCCAUCCUGAGAAAAGGCCGUCUUCCUGUUCUGUCUGCUGCUCUGCAGAGGCCUUACACCCCCUGCUGGCCUGUUAACCCUGUGACCCUUUCCUUCUGUAACGCCUGCUCAGCAGCCUCCAACGUGGCCUCCAUUCCCCUGGAGUUUUCCUCUCGCUGCUCCUCAUCUGUUUCUAUAGAUAGUCAGAGCCUCCUUCACAAGCCUAAAAGAUGCGUUGUCUCUCCUCUGCCUAUGCAGUCAAACAAGCUCAACAACAGAACAAGCCCUCAAACUCAAGGCAAAAAAUGCUCAGAGCAAAUUCGCUCAGGCAGAGUGCCUAGAUGGGAGCAGGUUAUUUCACCUCCACCAGUGGAAAAACUAUCCCGAGCUCCGCUGCCUCUGUUUUGCUCAAACGUGAAAGCUGUGUCUCCAGCAGAGCACGACGAAACACUCGACUGUGCAACUUCCCAAAAACUGCAACAUAGGCAAACCUCCGUCUCUCAGUCGUCUGAGUUGAAUGCCCGCAACACUCACAAGCACCUCAAGGGCCAUGAAGAUAAUAACCUUAACAAUCUCAUCUCCCUGUCCCCAAAACUUCUUAAUGCGCAGGAGAACUCCGCGCCCCAGAAAUGGAAUCACCCGUCAAAUUCGUCUCUCUCAAGGCUUCAUUUGCUUUCUCAAAAACUGAGUUCUUCACCCGUCUGCCCUCCUCAGCUUCAGCCUCCUCCCUCACGCUCGCCCACUCUCACAACUUCAGUGUCGCCUCUCCCUCGUUUACAAAACACCAGAGGAAGGUGUGAGUCCGAGAGGAGAUGGCCUGCUUCCAAAGCUUCCACAGCACCAUUGCAGGCUUUCCACAAAGCUGAUUGCCUGUCCCCUUCCCACUACACACCCAUCAGUUUUCUUGGAUGGCCUUCACCUGCCGGCUCCCCUACGCCCACACCUUCUCCUGCUCCACCAAUCAGAGACCUCACCCCGUCCCCUUCCCUCUCCCCGCGCUCCGCGACUCCGUCGUCGAGGCCGGGUAGCAGAAUAUCAGACUGCAGUGACAGGGAGGGUAAAAAAAGAAAGAUAAAUAAGAUGAAGUUAAGCUACAAAUCCCUCGCUGCAAUUCCCACAAACACUCUUCUGCAGGAUCAGCAGGCGAUCGAUGAGCAGGUGGAGAGAGAGGAGAGUCCCUGUGACUCACUGGGUCGAGGUGCUGCAUUGGACAGAGGUUUUGCAGACACUCACGCUGAGAUGUGCUCGCCAGCUCAGCUCCGCCAGCAGUCAGAGGAGCUUUAUGCAGUUAUUGAUGAGGUUUUGGCAAACUCCAGUCCAGCAUCCUCCAGGUCAUCCACUCCCAAUUUUGGUCUACAGAGCAACUCUACACUGCCAAAAUCCCUGGGACGGGAAACCAAAUAUGCAUCUUUAGGCAGCUUGUACCAGUCUGGCAGUGUGGACAGAAAGCUGAUGGAUCAUAGAAAGACGAAGCCCGGGGUUAUUCGCCCGAUGACGGCCAUUCCUAGACUGACUGUGCAGGAUAUGGAAGAAUUUCGUCCAAACCCCUUCAGGCAACCUGAUCUCAAACACACUUUAACUGACAACCAAAGGAUGGUAUAUGUGAGUCCGGAAGAGGCAGGAACACAUUUUGAAAAAGGCAAAACGAUGAGAGAUUGGAGGACGACUGAAAGAAAAAGUCCAUUCUCCGUUUGUGACCUGCAGAUUACAGAGUCCGAAGACCAAACCACUCAGUGUGCCAAAGAUGCCUCAGCACCUUCCAGUCAAACUGAGGGGCGGAUGAAAGCUUUUGAGACUCAUAUUUAAAGGACAGUACACCCUGCUUCUUUCAGUUAACAUUAAUCUGCCAAGACAAAUUCAAUAUUUGAAAGCAUUUCACGCCUAAAGGAUGAAUGAGAAUUAAAAAAUGUUUAUUGGACCUAAUGGAAAAAAUUGAAUGAGUGCAUCACCAUAUGUACAGCUUUUUCCAGCUGCUCAAAGCAUGCAGGGUUAUAUAUGCCAUAAAGAGUAUGAAACAACAUGCAAUUCACUGUUUACUAAUUCUCAAUACACUGAAGGCUAAUUUAUGCUCAACGUUAGAUAUCUAAAUGGUCACAAUUGGAGCCUUCUGUCAACACUCUGUUCAUUUCAUCCAUUUGUGCAUGUCUUCUGAAAACCUAAUGGAUGCAACAGACAAAACAGAGCAGUACCACCUUCGAUCAUGGGGGAAAGGGGGAAGUGCAGUCAAUAGUUCAAUCGAAACGAUCAUAGCACAUGAAGAAGACAUUUCAACAAUGGUUGAACUUUUUGAGGAGAUACUUUGGCCUUUACAUGAUGUUAUUUUGCUCAGGCAGCCGGGACAAACACUGCCUUUAAUAAUGCAAAAAUUCCCGACCAUGAGAGUCCAGAGGGUGUGUUAACUACCAACCAUGCCAACAUAAAGGACGCAGGGAACUAGGUGGGCAUUUUGACAUCAUUCAAAACGGAUGUAUCCCUUUUUGUAUGUAAUGGCAGCAUCAAUGAGCAUUAAACCUGUCAAGCUUUCUGUUCUCCCUCACAUGUGCAGUUCACCGUGACUACUGGAGACAGUUAAUUGGCAUCAACAUUUUACUGGUGUGACGCUUAGAUAUAAAAGUGAAGGCUGAGUGUGAAGAUGCCUGUGGUCCAAAAGUCUGAUCCAUGAGUACCAAUUACUGAAAAUGCUGAAAUUACUAUGAGGUUAAGAGGAUGACAGGUGUUGCAGCUUGUGUAAUCUGACCGCAACCUGGUCUUCAGAUGGUUUUGGUCACAGACAUUGUCAGACCCAGUCCCUUCCAAAAGCUGUGUGUAUAUGUGUGUUCGCCUUGUCUGACAUGUAGUUCUCACAGAAAAAUAUAAGAUGAGACUGUUGUUUUUCGCACAUACUUGGUAGAGCAGAACAGAAACUCAAUGUUAAGAUGUUGAUAUUAUCAGACUAAUAAUGUGAAUGUCACCCUAUUUCAGAAGAAGAAUAACAGGAGAAUCUAAUUAUGAGAGAAUCAUCUGAGUUUUGAUACAAAUGGUGGCUCAUUAAGGGGUUUCCUGUAACAGUUAUACAAGACCUGACGUCCAUGUUUUCACUGAAAGGAAACCAAGAAUGGCACUGAAAGCUUUUCUUGAUGGAAAGAUGUUUAGGCUCUUCUCCCAACUGGCUCCAACAACAAUGAUUUACAGUGAUAGACAGAUGAUUCAUCCUGCUGCAUGUGUUCUGAAGUGCUUCGCCAAACAAUUUUCCAACAAAGCCUUCACAUAUGUUUCUGUGUAUAAAAAAGUAUAUAUAAAUAUAUAUAAAAAACACAUCUUCUCUGUCACUUUGAGAAGAAUAUCCAAUAGUGAGGAGAGAACUGAACUAUAAAAUAGCCCUUAUUUUUUCUUGGUCAAGAGAGAGCUCUGUUAUUUUAAAGAAUUGUAAAGACUUACUGUAUGCCUUUUAUAUGCUGAAGUCACAAUAUUCAAUAUGGUGAGAGUAAUAUAUAUGCUUAUAUAACAGUUGUGCAACUAUGUAACUCAUCACUCAAACAAAAUACUAUUUUAAUAAUGAAAAACGAUUUCUGGAAAAAAGUGUUAUAUGUAAUAAAGGAUUUCCUCUUGUU